AUGGUGACAUUCACGAGUAUUCCGGAGGGCGAGAAACCCUCAAUCAGCAUCCACCCGACCAACAAAAUCGCAAAGAUCAAUGAGAACAUCUAUGGUGGUUUCACAGAGCACAUGGGACGAUGCAUUUACGGCGGCAUCUACGACCCUGGCAAUCCACUGUCAGACGAGAACGGCUUCCGUAAAGACGUCAUUGAGGCAUUUCAGGAAUUGAAAGUGCCUGUGGUCCGUUACCCAGGCGGUAACUUUGUUGCAACCUAUGACUGGAGAGACGGCGUUGGUCCUAGAGACCAGAGGCCUGCAAGGCCAGAACUUGCUUGGAUCGGCACAGAGAGCAACGAGUUCGGUACCGACGAGUUUAUGAAAUGGUGUGAAGUCGUUGGCACUGAGCCUUACCUUUGCUUGAACUUCGGUACAGGUACACUAGCGGAAGCUUUGGGAUGGCUCGAGUACUGCAAUUCGGACCGCAACUCGUACUACGCUAACCUUCGCCGCAAGAAUGGUCGUGAGAAGCCUUACAACGUCAAGUACUGGGCCUUGGGCAAUGAGUGCUGGGGACCGUGGCAAGUCGAGCAGAUGACCAAGGAAGACUACGCAAAGAAGGCUUGGCAAUGGGCUAAGGCGUUGAAACUACUUGACCCUACGAUCACUCUCAUCCUUUGUGGCGAGACUGGUUACUCAUCUUGGGACUACUAUGUCCUCAACCAAUGCGUCAAGUGGUCUGUCCAUGGUCUGAGCGGCGAUACCACCAAGUCAUUCAUCGACAUGCACAGCAUCCACAUCUACACAGCCGACAACGAGCAUCUUCCGAAUGCCACUGCUCCAAGGGCUGCAGAGCGUGCCAUUCAGAUGACAAGUGCGCUUAUCGAUCUCGCUCGUAUCGAGAACAAGGUUCCUGAGACAGUCCCAAGGCCAACAAUCUGCUUUGACGAGUGGAAUGUCUGGGAUCCUGUCCGUGCACCUGGCGAGGAAGGUGCCGAGGAAAAGUACACCCUCUCUGAUGCCCUCGCAGUUGCCGUCUUCCUGAAUGGUUUCAUUCGCCAGGCCAAGGAUAUGGGUAUGGCCAACAUUGCACAAUCUGUCAACGUCAUCUCCCCUCUCAUGACUACCAAGGAUGGUCUCAUUAAGCAGACUAUCUGGUGGCCCUUGCUACUCUUCAGCAAGUACAUGCGCGGUCACACCAUCGCUUUGAACGUCAAGUCGCCUGAGUACACGGGCCGCACCAACCCCAACUGGAUUCGCGGAACCAUCGAGACACCAUACCUCGAUGCUUGUGCUGUCGCUGGCGAGGACGGAUACACCAAUCUAGCUGUCACCAACGUAAGCGAAGAAAAGGACUUUGAAGUCUCGCUGGACGGUAUCAACGCCGAUAAGGUCGAGGUCCACACCGUCAAUGGUGAGCACGUCCAGGUUACUAACACUGCCGAGGACCAGCAGGUUGGUAUCAAGGAGAGCUCGUGGGACGGCCAGGGUGCUUUUACGUUCCCUAAGCAUUCAUUCACUCUGCUCAGGUGGAAGUCUACCUAG
Molecule: messenger RNA, 1524 nt
Organism: Ascochyta rabiei
Lineage: Eukaryota; Fungi; Ascomycota; Dothideomycetes; Pleosporales; Didymellaceae
Product: Non-reducing end alpha-L-arabinofuranosidase
Exons: 5
Coding region: 1-1524 (507 amino acids)
Biological process (GO): polysaccharide catabolic process; L-arabinose metabolic process
Molecular function (GO): alpha-L-arabinofuranosidase activity
Source: RefSeq, a predicted model, not a curated record